UGCUCUGUCCAGCCAAUGAAAUGCGUCUGGAUUCAACAGGAGUAAUACUGAGCCCUGGAUAUCCUGACAGCUACCCAAAUCUCCAGAUGUGCGCAUGGACCAUUACUGUGGAAAAGGGUUACAAUAUCAGCAUGUUCUUUGAAUUCUUCCAGACAGAAAAGGAAUUUGAUAUACUUGAGGUGUUUGAUGCUCUCUACUGUAGUACUCCAGAGUCUCCUCCACAUGGUUUCAUUGUCAGUCAGACAGGUGGACAGCUCAACAGUAUGGUUCGCUGGGCUUGCGAUCGAGGUUUUCGGCUUGUUGGAAAAAGUACUGCUGUAUGCAGGAAGUCUCCAUAUGGUUAUUACUCAUGGGAUGUUCCAGUCCCAGCUUGUCAAGCAAUAUCUUGUGGAAUUCCUAAAGCUCCAUUAAAUGGUGGGAUAUUAACUACAGAUUACUUAGUUGGCACCCGUGUUACUUAUUUUUGCAAUGAUGGAUAUAGACUAUCAGCCAAGGAACUUACUACUGCAGUCUGCCAGCCGGAUGGUACCUGGAGCAACCACAAUAAAACACCUCGCUGUGUAGUUGUUACAUGUCCAAGCAUCAAUUCUUUUACACUGGAACAUGGAAGAUGGAGAAUAGUGAAUGGUUCACAUUAUGAGUAUAAAACAAAAGUAGUCUUCAGCUGUGAUCCAGGGUAUUAUGGUUUGGGACCAGCAUCUAUUGAGUGUCUUGCAAAUGGCACCUGGAGUUGGAGAAAUGAGCGGCCUUACUGCCAAAUUAUUUCUUGUGGAGAACUUCCUACACCUCCAAAUGGGAAUAAGAUUGGAACUCAAAUCACAUACGGAUCUACAGCUAUAUUUACUUGUGACUCGGGAUACAUGCUAGUUGGCUCUGCCGUGAGGGAAUGUCUGUCUUCUGGGCUCUGGAGCGGAAUUGAGACCAGAUGUUUAGCUGGUCACUGUGGUAUUCCCGAGCUUAUAGUCAAUGGUCAAGUAAUUGGAGAAAAUUAUGGAUAUAGAGACACAGUUGUAUACCAAUGCAGUCCUGGUUUUCGGUUGAUUGGUUCUUCUGUACGAAUAUGUCAACAGGAUCACAACUGGUCUGGUCAGCUUCCAUCUUGUGUGCCCGUUAGCUGUGGUCACCCUGGUAGUCCUAUUUAUGGUAGAACGAGCGGAAACGGUUUCAACUUCAAUGAUGUUGUGACAUUCUCAUGUAAUACUGGAUAUGUUAUGCAAGGACCAACCAAAGCACAGUGUCAGGCUAAUAGGCAGUGGAGCCAUCCACCUCCAAUAUGCAAAGUGGUCAACUGUUCUGAUCCUGGAAUCCCUGCAAACUCCAUAAGAGAAAGUAAAAUUGAACAUGGAAAUUUCACGUAUGGCACAGUGGUAUUUUAUGACUGUAAUCCAGGAUAUUUUUUAUUUGGCUCUUCAGUUUUAAUUUGUCAGCCAAAUGGCUACUGGGACAAACCUCUACCUGAAUGCAUUAUGAUUGACUGUGGCCAUCCUGGCGUUCCUCCUAACGCGGUCCUGUCUGGAGAUAAAUAUACGUUUGGGUCGACUGUUCAUUAUACCUGCACAGGUAGACGAUCGCUGUUAGGGCAGUCAUCUCGUACAUGUCAGUUGAAUGGGCACUGGAGUGGAUCUCUUCCUCAUUGCUCAGUUUGCAAAAUGCCUACUGACUUCAUGAAACCUCAG
Pterocles gutturalis (yellow-throated sandgrouse) is the source of this 1676-nucleotide messenger RNA. Its product is annotated as CUB and sushi domain-containing protein 3-like. The annotation marks the transcript as partial. The record is from RefSeq and is a predicted model, not a curated record. The transcript has 10 exons. NCBI's taxonomy places the organism in Eukaryota, Metazoa, Chordata, Aves, Pterocliformes, Pteroclidae.